Penicillium daleae is the source of this 843-nucleotide messenger RNA. Its product is annotated as TIM-barrel enzyme family protein. The record is from RefSeq and is a predicted model, not a curated record. The transcript is spliced from 3 exons. Gene Ontology annotation, molecular function: catalytic activity. Bases 1 to 843 code for a protein of 280 amino acids. Lineage: Eukaryota; Fungi; Ascomycota; Eurotiomycetes; Eurotiales; Aspergillaceae.
AUGCCCCGCCCAGCUACCCGCGAAGAGGUUCUAGCCAGGCUUCGCAAGACGGUCGCUGAUGGCUCAAUUAUUGUAGGCGCUGGUGCUGGUAUCGGGCUCUCCGCAAAGGCCGUCGAGAAUGGUGGCUGUGAUCUUAUCCUAGUUUACAAUUCAGGUCGAUUCCGCAUGGCUGGGCGCGGAUCGCUAGCUGGGUUGAUGCCAUACUCGGAUGCCAACCAGGUAGUGGUCGAGAUGGCCAGCGAGGUCCUCCCUGUCGUCAAGGAGACUCCCGUUCUCGCUGGUGUCUGUGGAACUGAUCCCUUCCGGGACAUGUCUAUCUUCCUCACCGAGUUGAAGAGACUGGGCUUCGUUGGUGUACAGAACUUUCCGACCGUUGGACUGAUUGAUGGCCAAUUUCGCCAACACCUGGAGGACACGGAGAUGGGCUAUGAUCGCGAGGUCGAAAUGAUCAGGAUCGCCCAUGACCAAGGACUGGUCACUACCCCGUACGUUUUCAGUCCCCAAGACGCAAUCGACAUGGCCAGCGUCGGAGCAGAUAUCGUUGUCGCCCACGCAGGUUUAACCACGUCUGGUUCAAUCGGAGCAAAGAACAGUCGGUCGCUAGAAGACUGUGUUGGAUUCGUGCAGGCGAUUCGAGAUGCGGCGUACGGUGUCAACCCUGACAUUCUGGUACUCUGCCACGGCGGGCCAAUUGCCCGUCCAUCGGACGCAGAGUAUGUUCUAUCACGAACCAAAGGGGUGCAUGGUUUCUUCGGGGCCAGUAGUAUGGAGCGUCUGCCAGUCGAGAUUGCGAUCAAGGAGAAUGCGGAGGAAUUUAAGCGGCUGAAGGUGCGAUUGGAGUAG